GCACUGCCGGCACUCUGUAGCCGAGAAGUGAGGUGGAACGUACAAUUCCCCGUCUCUUCGCCACGCGUUCGCGGAAUCAGCUCGAGAGAUCAAGAUUGACUGAAAUACUCGAUAUCCGUAUCUCGUAAUUGUCAUGGCGCUAAUAGAGAUGGACUCGACUGUAGAUGAAGAUAUACCGUAACGAUUGCAACGUAUGAAGGGACUAACAGGAGGAUUAGGACCCGGUGUGACGUGACAGUGAAACGAGGAACUGGUUUCACAUUAUGUGCAAAACGGAUUGAAUAGUGCAGUGACCGAUCUCUCAAUUCUAUUCUCUCGUUCUUUCCAUAGUGUAUAUUGUUAAGACCGAUCUUUUGUGAGACGAGAGUCUCAACCACGGCAGCAAAAUUGAGCUGGAGUUGCACCAACGAGCCGCCGGCCACCACUUUAUGAGAGCCGGCGGCAAUAUGUGCGACGGGCCCUUUACAGAAACCUUACGAGCAAGUAUGCAAGGGAUGACAGGCACUUCACCAUCGAGUGCUACUGCCGUCGGUCAUAUGGGAGUCAGUCUCGGUAGCCCGCUAGGCUCAGCUGGGAAGAAGGUUCAGGUGGAACACAUAAAACGACCCAUGAAUGCUUUCAUGGUUUGGUCACGUUUACAACGACGGAAGAUAGCACAAGAAAAUCCCAAAAUGCAUAACAGUGAAAUCUCCAAAAGGCUAGGUGCAGAAUGGAAACUCCUCACAGAGGACGAGAAACGCCCAUUCAUUGAUCAGGCCAAGAGGUUACGUGCUCAACACAUGAAGGAGCAUCCAGAUUACAAGUAUAGACCACGAAGAAAACCGAAAACGCUGCGGAAAGAGGGGUACCCUUACAGUAUUCCGUAUCCGAAAUCCGACACGACAAACCUGUCAAAAGGAUCGACGGAUCGAUCGUAUUUUAUUUUUAAAUAUGGGCUUUACUGUAUUGCAGGGAUGGCUGGUGGUAUGGGACAAGCCGGAAUGGGCUCUUAUUAUAACCCUGCAGCAGCUUACGGCCCGCUCUCGGCGGCUAGCAUGGCUGCAGCAGCGGCAGCGGCUGCACAACAAUCGGCCGCCAUGUCUGGUCUCACGGCACCUGCUCAGGUAGUGGGCUCGAUGGACGCCAUGAAGUACUCAAUGGAGGCUGAUAAAUACCGCGCUGCUUAUAUGCCGCCAAGCACUCUAGCGAUGAGCAUGUAUCCGGAUCCUAAGUACCUGGACUCGUCCAAUCCUAAGGCCUACUUGGACCGCAGCUAUUUGGAUUCUGCGAAAGCGUAUUUCGAGCAAUCAAAGAUCUAUAUGGAAAAACCAACUAUUACAGAAUACAAUCGGCCCAGCUACGAGCCUAACAAGCUGUACGAAGAAUCCAGUCCGGCUAGCGUCAUCGGCGGAAGUGGACCCGCAAGGUCACCACCCGCGGAGUCACCGGACACAAGCAAACAGCAUGAGAGAACAGAGCAAGGUUCAUCUAGUGCAAGUUCAACAUCAACGUCAUCGGCUGCAAGUCCCGGGGCAACUCUGCCAGCAUAUUACCCUGGGUCCGUUCAAGCUGGAGGCCUGUUGGGUCCACAAAUGGGUCAAUACGGCGGAUAUCAAAUGGCACCAGCACCGGGAAAUGAAUCUUUCCGGAGGCCGUUAGUCAUCUUAUGACCCGAUAGAGCGUAGCUCUGAUCCAUUUUGGAGGAGCAAUUGCUGUGAUGCCUAUCGCGCGGGUUUGAGGGAAGGAAACAGCAAUAUCCGACAAGAAUACCUGUACUCUUCAGGUAUUAUCAGUCACGAUUUCAACGAGGGUGGGAUGCGAUUCUGAUGCAUCUCGAAAAGGAUAAUUGCUGUAUGUCUCUUUAGAUCGUGAUGACCGCUGAUCGACGAGACAGGAGUUGAAAUGUUACGUAUGAUGAAGUUAUUGAGGAAAAAAGUUUAUCUCUUUAAAUUCUUUAAACAAUUAACAAAUAAAAUAAAUUCCUGGAUUCUGCCAAAUUUUCCAACAAUGACCAUUUCCUCAUGAUUACGAUCACGAAUUUAACAAAAGUCAUCAAUCAUGGAAUCUUCUUGGAAUAUUCUUAACUCUUUUAUAUAGAAGAGUUCUAGCCUCCUUGAAGAGUUCUAAGGCGAAUUGAGAAUGACGAUAUGAUUUAACAAAACAGAAUUUGAAGAAGUAAGGAAGAAACAAAGGAAGAAAGAAGAAGAAAGUAAGAAAGAAGGAGAAAUCAUUGACAUUUGAAAUGGAGAUAAUCUUCGAGUACGAUCUAUUAAAAGAAUUAUUAUAGAAGAUAUUCUUAAUCCAACAUCAUCACCAUUCAAGACGAUUCAUCUGGAAGAAUUUUAUCAACUAGAAAAGGUUAAACAUUUUCUUCUGGCAGUGGGACAUAAUCGACAGUGUCGCUCUAGUAGCAGAAUUAAACUUGGCCAACCUGGACGUGGAGAAACUACUACUUCGAGAAACGGGAAACUAUUAAUGUAACGAUGAAUAAUGUCGUUACAAAUGACAACGAAGACCGAAAGGAUUUCCGCUGUGUCGUCGGCUGACUAAUCUUGACCGAGACGUAUGGAGAAUAAUUGUAUAUAGUCCCGUGUAAAUAGUGUAGCAAAAC
Molecule: messenger RNA, 2590 nt
Organism: Pogonomyrmex barbatus (red harvester ant)
Lineage: Eukaryota; Metazoa; Arthropoda; Insecta; Hymenoptera; Formicidae
Biological process (GO): brain development; neuron differentiation; negative regulation of transcription by RNA polymerase II
Cellular component (GO): nucleus
Molecular function (GO): DNA-binding transcription activator activity, RNA polymerase II-specific; RNA polymerase II cis-regulatory region sequence-specific DNA binding
Source: RefSeq, a predicted model, not a curated record